AUGAAAGCUACUUUAAAUUUCUUGGUGCUGAUAGUUAUUUGCUCUAUUUUUCAAGAAUCCACUGCUUAGACAUCAACACCUGAUCACUACUUUGAUUUCACCAAGGUAACGAAUGUUAAUGGCAGGAAUUAUGUGUUCGACCAAAUAACUAAAGAUGAUAAAGUUUCUUUUGCUUAACUUCCUGAAAAUGGAUGCAAUGCAGGUACACAAACUUAUCCAAUGAAUGGACCAGAUGGUCUCUAAUACAGCAGAUAAUCUGACCUUUUAAGAAUGCAGGGAUCUAUAGAUUUAGAAUUGACAAAUAAAUUUAUGAUUGCAGUCUGGGUCAAGCUCAGUGAGGGUUGGUAUCUAUUUGGAUAUUCAUUAGAUUCUUCAUCAGGUACUCAAGCAAAAAUUGCUUUGAGAGCGAGAUCAGCAUUCAAUGGUUAAGAUAACUAGGUAUUCACUGUGGAUGAUUACAUAUUCAAAGAUUAUUGGAAAACAACUACUGAUGGUUUUGCAGGUGGAGUAUGCUUAUCUGCAAAUAACUUUAGGAAAACUUACUACAGUCCUUUUGGAACAAUGGGCAGACUUUACAUUUGGAAGAGUUUUGCUAAUGUUAAUUCUGAUAGUUAGUUCGACAGAUAUUUCUUUAGAUAAAAUGGAUCACCUUUUCCAGUGUGUACAGGUACACUGACACCUUGUCUAUUUUGUGUGGUAGGUAUUCCACUUCCCACUGCUCAAAUAACUAGCCUAAAUUGUUCUGUUGAAACAAAAGACCCUAAGGAUAUCUAUUUAGCAUAUUGGGAUUUCGAUGCAUAGAGCGAGAUAACCUAAUAUAUCCCAGAUUUAAGCGGAAACGGAAGAGACCUGAGAAAAUCUAGUCUUGAUGAUAACGACAACUCAGACCCAUUUAGAAUAUAUGGAUAGGGGUAUUUGUUUUACAACAUUCAAAAUAUAUACGCGGUUUAGCCAAUUGUUUUGUCGAAAUACCCAGCUUUUACUAUAGAAAUUUGGGUUAGGAAAAUCUUUGAUUUGUUUCCUUACUCUGCAAACCCAUAUGGCGCACUUCCGAUUCAGAUUUUAAAUAAUCUAAUGAGUGUUACUCAACUGUUAUUUUAUGUCUCAGAUUCGAGUUAAAAAAUGACUUUCUAAACACCAACGAUUUCUAUUACAACCUAGCAGUAUCCUGGUCUAUUCUCUACAAAUAAUUGGCACUUUAUAUCGAUCACUUACUCUCAGUAAAAGCUUUAUACUAAUUAGGUAUAUUACUCUCUUAGAUCUCAAGUAGAUAAAGUGUCCUCAUUCAAUUAAGGUUCGACUACAGGGCUGCCAUUGAGCAUCUCAGAUGAUUCAAUCUACAGAAUUCAUAACUAUGCAACAUUUAUAUAUAAAAGCUACAAGUUAUACAGCUAUGCUAGACAUUCAGAUGAAGUCUAGGCAAUGGUUAGUUCAACAUGCUCACCAAUUGGAACUUAAGCUUCAUGCCCUGUCUGUCCUUCAGACACUGGUAAAUGUUUAAGCAAGUGUAAUGAAGAUCAAUUCGGGGAAAACUGUACUUAGUGCAAUAUACUGUGCGGUCAUUGUAAAGGGCCUACAAAAAAUGAUUGUGUAUACUGCAGUAAAAAGCCUGCCACAUCAUUUUCAGUUUAUUCUCCUGCUUUUGGUAAUUGUAGUUGUAUUUCAGGAAGAUAUUACGACAAUACAACUGAUAAAUGUGAACUGUGUCAUGCUAACUGCCUUGAGUGUUUUGGGCCUCUAAACUCUUAGUGUACCUCCUGCAAACCUACUUCUGCUUUCUUCCCUAAUUCAAAUUGUAUAACUUCAUGCGAUGACCCAUUGGUCGUACAAGGCUCCAAUUAGUCAUACUUUAUGAGUUCUGAAGUAAUAUUCACCUUUGGAAGUUAGAAACUAUGCGUGAAAUGUCAUCCUUAUUGCACUAAAUGUACAGGUCCACUUAAUACAUAGUGCCAAUAAUGCUAGCCGUAAUACUUACUCAGAAAUGGAAACACUUGUACUGAUGUUUGCUCAGCUGGUUAAUUUCCAGAUUUCACAUUAAUGAAUUGCCAAUCAUGCCAUGCUUCAUGUGCAACAUGCUCUGGUAAACUGGAUACAAACUGCCUAACUUGCUCUAAUAUUAAUUUCGUUUAAUAAGGCGGAAUCUGCUAGGCUAAAUGCAACAAUGGCUUUUAUCAAGAUACGCAUAAUGUUUGUCAGCCUUGCCAUAAAGCUUGUGCAUCCUGCAACUCAAAAUUUAUAACUGACUGUGGGUCUUGUAAUUCUGGAUGGUAUCUUGAGUGGCUUGGUAACACUUGUUAAACCUCUUGCCUAGAUGGCUAUUACGCAGAUGGCUUAACGAACCAGUGUUUAAUGUGUCAUUAUUCUUGUGAAACAUGCUCAGGAAAUGGUCCCUCAAACUGUUUAACAUGUGCAACUGGAUUUCUGCAAAACGGAGCGUAAUGCGUCAAAGCUUGCGACGAUAACUAGUUCACUAUAAAUGGCACUUGCAUGAAUUGUGAUAGCAAAUGCGCUACUUGCUUUGGAAUUUAGGAUAAUUAAUGCUACUCUUGUAAUGAAAACUCUGUUACCUUACUAGGCUAUUACUACUUAGAUGACACUUGCUACACUUAGUGUCCAGAGGGGUACUAUCCAGAUGAAAAUAAAAAACAAUGCAUUAAAUGUAACUCAAAGUGUGCAUCUUGCAUUUCUGAGACAUACUGUACUUCUUGCAUUUACGGUCCUUAUUAAUUAAACAAUGGAGAAUGUACUUAUUUUACUUGUUUAGACACUUAAUACAGAUCAAUAAGGCCGACACUUUCAUGCUUUGAAUGUGACUCAUCUUGUAAGACCUGCUAAGGACAUAGUAAACUAGAUUGCUUAUCAUGCUUUCCCAGAGAUGAUUUUAAAGAUUAGCAAUGCUUAAGCUGCUCUGAACAGCCUGGAAUGAUGUAUCCCAUAGACGAUACAAUAUCUGGUUGCUAAGAAAUUUGUGGAGAUGGCUUUAAUUAUGGUAGCUUUUAAUGCGAUGACGGAAAUUCUAUAAACGGCGAUGGGUGUUCUUCAGCUUGUACUAUUGAAAAAGGUUUCAAUUGCACAACAGGAUCAAAGUUUACACCUAGCAUUUGUAUGGACAAUAAAAAUCCUACUCCUACUCUGUCUCUUAUAAGCUCAAGAAAUUUUAUUUACAUCCAAUUCGAUGAAGAAGUCACUCUAUCUAGUGAAAUUAACUCUACUAAUGUCAAAAUAUCUAUAACAGGACAGCAAAGUUCCUAUAAAUUUGAUUGGAAAUUAGGCGAAGACUACAAAACUUAAGAGCCUGUUUAAGUUAUCGCCCUAGAGUUGAGUAUAUAUCAGAGUCUAAAAGGAAAUGGUAAGGAGCAGGUAACAGUAGAAUUCCUAUCUUCAGAUAUAUAUAAGGAUCAGACUGGAAAUGGAAUGGUUACCAAUCCAAUGUACGGUUACUUAAAUGCUUACUCGUAUAUUGAUCCAGAAACAAAAGCAAAGCUUGAUGCUGCAGGAGAUUCCUCAAUGGUCGCUACUUUUGCAGCAAUGGGAAUCAAUCUUGGUAUAUCUUUGGUCUUUGGUGGAUCUAUUUCAGCAAUGUGGACGAUGGUAAAUACCAUUCAGCUAGUCAGUCUCUUACCUCUUUGCAAUAUAAAUUAUCCCUAGAUUGCAAUCCUAGUCUUCUAAAAGAUGCUUGGCACUCACGGUGAAUCGAAAUUCAUACCAAAUCUACUUUAUGAAAAACUGAUGAACAGGCCUGGCUCAACAAUUUAAGUAGAGUCAGCUCUCAAUGAUAAAUUUGAAGCAUAUGGAUGGGAAAUCAGUAAUUUCUUAUAUCUCAGUGGGCGAAAGAUUAUCAUGUGGACUGGUAUCAUUGUCGCAUAUCCAUUUGUUUGGUAUUUUAAAAAGAAAUACUCUGACAAGCACAAGUACUGCAAACUUUGGAUUAAGGUUGAACAGAAAUUCAGAUAUACUAUGCUUUUGAGAGGUGUCAUUAUGUCCUAUGUAUCAAUGUAUCUUGCUUUUGUCCUUGGAUUGUUUAAGAUGAAUUUAACAACUUUAGAAAAUACGAUAUCUGCUUUUACUGCUAUUGCUUUUGGUAUAAUAUUGACUUAUCUACCUAUUUAAUUGAUGAACAUCUUACAGCGUAAUUACGAGAAAAUCUAGUCACCUAAGUUUAUGCUGUCUUAUAACACCAUUGUAAAGGAAGUUGAUCUUUCCCAUCCAAUUAGAUAUAUGUAUUAUCCAGUAUUUUUGCUAAGAAGGGCUGUAUUCGCAAUAUCCUUAGUUUUAUUUGCAGAGAAACCAAAAGAACAAGCAAUUUUUAUGGCUAUGACAGCAGUUAUUAUGAUAAUUUAUGUGGUAUUAGUAAAACCUCAGAAAGACAAAGUGAUGAUAAUCCUAACAGCAGUUGGUGAGUUACUCAUAUUCUUCCUACAUUUGUUCUCUCUUGUCUUUCUAGAUGAGACACUCCCUGAAGAUAAGGCCAAUUAGUAUGGUUGGUUCUUGAUUGUACUGAUUGGAAUGUAUAUUCUAGUGAAUUGGGUAAUAAUUCUAUCAUUCACAAUUAGGCAAAUGAUGGAUAACUUCAAAAUCAAUAAAAAGAAAAAGUAAGAGCUAAAGCUUAAGCAGGAAUAGGAUUAGGAGUAUUAGAUUUGGAAGAAGAGGAGACAAUUAAAGAACAGAUCGAAGAAGGAAUAGGAAAAAUAAUAAUUACUCGAUAUCUUGGACUAGAAUACGUAAAGUAAACAACUGGGUAAAAAUAGCUUUAUGACCGAUGCAGGUUCUCCCUCAAAGAACCCCGUAAUUGUAAAGAUGGAAGAUUACUACAAGGUUGAUGAAGAUGAAGACCAAGAUAGAGCUAGUAAUAGCAAUGAUAAUUAUCAGAACUAAUACAUGCAAAAUUUAGUUGACGAAUACUCUUAGAAUGAUAACAGCGACUCUCCUAAUCUGAACAGCACUAGAUUCAUCUAUGAUCCCUUGUCAUAAAGAUAACGUCUCUUAUCAUCAUAGACACCUAAAAAUGUCACACACAUACCUCAUAGUCAGAGAGUACUUGAAAGUGAAAGAUAUUUGAAGACUCCAAAGAGCAUUUUAAAAACUAAAUCAGGAAUUACAUAGUUUGCCAACCAUAAUGCAUUUGUACAGAAUAAUAGUGCUAAGAGUUAGAGGCAGCAUGAGAUCAUUGAAGACAUGGAAAGAAUAAAUACGCAGGAUGAUCAAGAUGAAAAUUCUUCAGGUUCAGCUUAAAUCAUCCCUCAAAACCCUCCCCGCAACCUAUCAGCUUUUUCUAAGCAAAUGUCAUCAAUUAAGUUAAGUGCAUCAAUAUCAGCCAAGUAUCCCUCAUAUGAGCAGAUCAAUGAAGAAUCAAGGGAAUCACCGUCCCCAAGAAUACCUCCUCCAGAAUACAACAAAAUCAACAGCAGAGAUAGUAGUGGGAAGAGUGAUGAGAUUAUCAGAGAAAACUUAAUCUCAGAAGCCCUGGCAGAUAGACACUCAGAUUUUAGGCUUAUUAUCUAAAGCAACACUUAUCAGAAAAACAGCAAUGAUAGCAUGAACCCUCUCAAAGGAAUUCUGGAUGAAGAGGAUGAAAUUGAACAGGAGAUAAAGUAGUUUGAAGCGUAAAGUAAGAAAACAGUUAGAAUCGAACAAAAUGAUUGA
Molecule: messenger RNA, 5643 nt
Organism: Stylonychia lemnae
Lineage: Eukaryota; Ciliophora; Spirotrichea; Sporadotrichida; Oxytrichidae
Source: the annotation of a GenBank genome assembly